AUGUUUGUAGCGGCCUGCUUAAGCUUGCUGUUGCUUGCUAUUGGAAACAUUUCAGCAAACCAAUGUUCCCCGACGAAUUACGACACAAUCAUACAAGGAGGUCCAUCAUUGCCUGCAGAUGAAAUAAUAUCAAGACACAAUGUUACAUCUUCAAUUGUCAUGUUAGGAUGUCACACUCACUGCAAAGACGAAGACAAAUGUGUUGGAUUCAACUACAGAACAACAAAAAAUGUUGAAAAUUGCCAACUGACAAACGUUACUAGAAAGAAAGAAGAAACGAAAACGGGAGAUUGGAUAUUGAUACAAGAUGUUGAAGCGGGAAAGAGUGAAGUUAAAAAAGAAAAUCUUACCAAGAAAUCAGGUCUCCACUGCGCUGAUUUGUAUGAAAAGGGAAAUACCCAAAGUGGAAUUUAUGAAAUUAAUCCCGACGGAAAGGGAAGUUUCAAAGUGUUUUGUGAUAUGACAACAUCAGGUGGAGGAUGGACUGUAUUUCAACGUCGUCUUGAUGGAAGUGUUGACUUCUACCGAGGAUGGCAAGAUUACAAACAUGGUUUUGGUAACUUGAGCGGAGAAUAUUGGCUUGGUCUUGAAAAAAUACACAUGAUGACAAAUAUUUUACAAAAUGAACUUCGUAUCGACAUGGAAGAUACAUCUGGGAACACCAGUUACGCUCAUUAUGAUUCAUUUAAAGUCAGCAGUGAAAGAGAGAAAUACAAGUUGAAUGUUGGAGGUUAUCAUGGUACAGCAGGGAACUCGUUGAAAAGAGAAAACCGUAUGGCUUUCACCACCAAAGAUUCUGACAAUGAUAUUGCGGGAUACAACUGUGCAGUGAGAUUCAAAGGAGCCUGGUGGUAUUGGCAUUGUCAUCAUUCCAAUUUGAAUGGUUUGUAUCAUUAUGGCAAUCACACAUCGUGGGCUGUUGGAAUCAACUGGUACCAUUGGAAAGGAUAUGAUUAUUCUCUGAAAUCAACAUCGAUGAAGAUACGACCACGUGAAUUUGGAAAGAGGAAAUAA
Messenger RNA from Dendronephthya gigantea, 1014 nucleotides. RefSeq names its product ficolin-2-like. The record is from RefSeq and is a predicted model, not a curated record. NCBI's taxonomy places the organism in Eukaryota, Metazoa, Cnidaria, Anthozoa, Malacalcyonacea, Nephtheidae. The transcript has 5 exons. Bases 1 to 1014 code for a protein of 337 amino acids.